GCGGAUUAUUUAUAGUGCGAAGUCAUAUACUGCAAUCGGCGUGUGUUCAUUCAUUCAUUCAAACAGCAGACGAGACCGCACGAGGUCGAUAUCACACGACAAGAUGAUUCUGAGUAGCGUAAACUUCGUCAAAACUAACAAUCGACAACAGAAGUCACACUUUGAUUUCAGUGAUUUUAUUAUUGGGAAAAUUAAGGAAGAUCAAGAUCGCCAGGAUGGAUGCAAUAAAUGCGGAUCGCCACAACACGCAAAGAAAAGUGGAGGCAGCACCAAAUCUUCAUCAAAAUCAAGUUACAGUGAAAGCGUCACAAGAAGAAAUUCAGCACAAAAAGACAAUUCUAACGUCACAGUAGAAACAAAAGAUGGCUAUGUGGUCAGCUUAUGUGAGGAAUUGAACCGCAUUUAUCUUGGAGACGUCGAGGACCCUAACAACUCAAACAUAUUUCGUCAGACAAAACACACAGUCGAAGACGGAGAAACAUCUACAGAAUUCUGCACAUUCCGCCUACACAGUCGUGGGAACCUUUAUCUCUCCGUGACAUCAGACCGCCAGCUAGCGGUCCGCCAAUCAGAUACACCGGUGGACAACCAGUCUCCAGACGAGCGCUGCUUUGUGAUGCAUUCCGUAUCAAACGGCAGCGUCUUCAUCCAGCCAUACCAUCAUAAAGGUUACUAUCUACAUCAUCUCGAUAGGAUGUUGACAGUCAGAAAGUUAGAAAUCAACUGGAGGCCACCGGAGGAAUAUUUCUUCAGUGUUGGAAUCGUGGACGUUCCUGACCCCGAGGUGUUUAUGGCUUUAGAGGAGAGCAAAGAAGUCCCCGUCCAGAAAUCAACCCCCAUCAUCGAAGAGUCCUCUCCUAUCAAACCCAGCCUUUUUUGGGGUUGUUUCGGCGGAAAGUCUAAGAAAUUAUCUUCCAAAAUCAAGAAGACGAUCAAACAGAAUUCCCGUGUCUAGAUCACAUGACCACUGUGACGCAAAAACUUGACGCAACCUUCGUGGUGCUGCUACAUCAUCAGAAUCAUUCCAAAAAAGUAACAAGCAACCAUGGACCAUAAAUAUUGGCCCUAACAAAGUAGUAAAAGUAUCGACGAUUGGGUUCUUAUUAGACCACUUGACACAGUCGAUCGCCAGCGAUGACCUAUGACGCCGCAGCUCAUCCGCUGCGGUUGGAGUGGGGUGACGGUACUAAUAUUUUGUGUGAUACCAUGACUGGCAUUUUUACUAUGCUCACGGGGUCUUUGUACUAACAUGUAAUCCCUCCUCUCAUUUGACAAUCCGCCGAUAGCUCGGUGCUGUGAGUGAAACUACAGCUUUAAACUCUAUUAACCUUUCCUCUUAAUCCCAUAUUAAAAGGGGUUUGGUGAAAAGCUGUUCAUCUACUAUUAUAGUAACCUUUUUCUAGUCAUCGCUUGUGAGACAGUGCAAUAUGUAUUUAUUAUAACUUUUUAAUUUAUUUUGUACGUAAGUUUUCAUUGAAAACUGAACUGAAUGUAUAUUUUUCGUUGAGUAGAGAGUUAUGGAGUUAAAAGAAUGUGGAGCAAUGUUCUCAACAAUGAACGGACUUCAUAUUUGUGUACGAAUAAUGUAACUACUACAUUAUCUGCACAUAUCGAUGAUGUCUGCUAUUACGAUAGAUGUCAUGUUUCUAUCAUAUAUCUCGUUUGCUGUGAAUGUGGGAUCGACUACAUCCUUUUGGAAGAUUUCCGAUCUCCCGCACCACUUUACGAUUGAGUUUGUGGUACCUUGGCACAGAGGAAAAUAUUUAGCAUUUGUUUGUUAUAUUUGUUACGGUAAUGUCUUUUGUUUGUAAGUUGAGAAACAACUCUAAUAAAGACUGAGAUAACAAUC
Molecule: messenger RNA, 1849 nt
Organism: Ostrea edulis (European flat oyster)
Lineage: Eukaryota; Metazoa; Mollusca; Bivalvia; Ostreida; Ostreidae
Exons: 5
Coding region: 104-955 (283 amino acids)
Source: RefSeq, a predicted model, not a curated record